AUGGCUGCAGCUGCACCUACAGCUGUGGCUGCCUCCAGGAAGGAGUCUCCAGGCAGAUGGGGCCUGGGAGAGGAGCAAAGAGGCGUGGGCCCCUCUCUCCAGUGUCGUGUGUGUGGAGACAGCAGCAGUGGGAAGCAUUAUGGCAUCUAUGCUUGCAAUGGCUGCAGUGGCUUCUUCAAGAGGAGCGUGAGACGGAGGCUCAUCUACAGGUGCCAGGUGGGGGCAGGGAUGUGCCCAGUGGACAAGGCCCACCGGAACCAGUGCCAGGCAUGUCGGCUGAAGAAGUGCUUGCAGGAGGGCAUGAACCAGGAUGCUGUGCAGAAUGAACGCCAGCCACGAAGCACAGCGCAGAUCCGCCUGGACAGGGUGGAAUCAGGCAGGGAGGCCUGGCUGGAGCCCCUGGUGGCUUCCCUGGCCCCCACAGGGCCCAGCCCACGGAGCCCCACACCUAUUUCUGCAGCCAGAGCCCUGGGGCCUGGGGCUGUUACACCUCCAGGGCAUCACCAGUUCAUGGCCAGCCUUAUAACGGCCGAAACCUGUGCUAAACUGGAGCCAGAGGAUGAUGAUGAGAACAUCGAUGUCACCAGCAAUGACCCCAAGUUCCCCGCAUCUCCACAUUCCUCCUGCUCACCCUGUGGUGUGGACAGCAUCCAUGAGACAUCUGCCCGCCUGCUCUUCAUGGCUGUCAAGUGGGCCAAGAGCCUGCCUGUGUUCUCCAACCUACCCUUCCGAGAUCAGGUGAUCCUACUGGAAGAGGCCUGGAGUGAACUCUUCCUCCUUGGAGCCAUCCAGUGGUCUCUGCCUCUGGACAGCUGCCCACUGCUAACCUCAGCUGAAGCCUCAGCUGCUGGCAGCUCCCAGGGCCGGAUGGUGCUGGCCAGUGCAGAGAUGCACUUCCUGCAGGAAACCAUCUCACGGUUCCGGAUGUUGGCGGUGGACCCCACAGAGUUUGCUUGCAUGAAGGCCCUGGUCCUCUUCAAACCAGAAACGCGGGGCCUGAAGGAUCCUGAGCAUGUGGAGGCCUUGCAGGACCAGUCCCAAGCGAUGCUGAGCCAGCACGGCAAGGCCCACCACCCCGGCCAGCCCACGAGGUUUGGGAAAUUGCUCCUGCUCCUCCCAUCUUUAAGAUUUAUCACUUCUGAACGCAUUGAGCUCCUCUUUUUCCGCAAGACCAUAGGGAAUACUCCAAUGGAGAAGCUCCUCUGUGAUAUGUUCAAAAACUAA
Messenger RNA from Pipistrellus nathusii (Nathusius's pipistrelle), 1224 nucleotides. The record is from the annotation of a GenBank genome assembly. Lineage: Eukaryota; Metazoa; Chordata; Mammalia; Chiroptera; Vespertilionidae.